UCUGUCUCUCUCUCUGUCUCUCUCUCUCCCCCCUCAGGUAUGUCUGUCUCCCCCCCCCUAUCUGACCUUCCUGGUCUCUAUCAGACGGAGUUUGUCCGUAGUGCCCGUGCGGUCGGUGUCCUCUGGGCCGUGUGUUCUCUCUGCUUCGCCAUCCUCCAGAUAGUGGUUCUGGUGCAGCCGUCCUGGAUCGGGACCGGAGACGCCCGUCACUUGGGAGCGGGGCCUGUCCCGGCCAGCGGCACUCUGGGAUUGUUUGAGGUGUGUGUGGAGUCCGACUGGCCGGUCCUGGACUGUCGUGGUGGUCUCUCCAGUCUGUCCCCUCUGCCGUCCUUCCAGUCUGUGGCGGUCUUAGUGGGCGUGUCUCUGUGGGCAGUGUGGACCAGCGUCCUCUGUCUCUGUCUCUUUAGGUUCUGCAGCGCCGCCACGGUCUACAAGAUCUGUGCCUGGCUGCAGCUCACUGCAGGUUAGUCACUAGUUCUACUGGUCCAAGGGGUUUUAUAGGUUCUACUGGUCCUAGUGGUUCUACAGCAGGGGUCACUAAUAGGCGGACAGUGGUCUGGAUCCAGACCCAGACAGCGUUUUUAUCCAGACCCAGGACCUAAAAGCGAUUUUAUUUUCACGGAGCACUUCUAUUUUAACCGACGCAGUUCCGGCACUUGUUCAGCGGCGCAGGAAACACGUCGACCAAUGUGUUGUGAAUCACAUCACGUGAUGCAGCUCAGCCAAUCAGAUAUGAGCAUUCUGACAAGUUUCAUGACUCGAGUGAGAUGUUCACACAGCGUGACACACGGGGGGAGACGAGGAGAGAGAAGCAAGAGCAGGAGAAUAAUACGUGAGUCAGACAAGUUAUUUCACAUGAAGCUCUCCAAAGAGAGACCACAGAGACCA
Molecule: messenger RNA, 888 nt
Organism: Anarrhichthys ocellatus (wolf-eel)
Lineage: Eukaryota; Metazoa; Chordata; Actinopteri; Perciformes; Anarhichadidae
Gene: lhfpl4b
Product: LHFPL tetraspan subfamily member 4b
Exons: 2
Coding region: 40-468 (142 amino acids)
Biological process (GO): sensory perception of sound
Cellular component (GO): plasma membrane
Source: RefSeq, a predicted model, not a curated record